Sphaeramia orbicularis (orbiculate cardinalfish) is the source of this 9316-nucleotide messenger RNA. It is a transcript of the gene sdk2b, whose product is annotated as sidekick cell adhesion molecule 2b. Bases 683 to 7471 code for a protein of 2262 amino acids. Gene Ontology annotation, biological process: cell-cell adhesion. The transcript has 46 exons. Lineage: Eukaryota; Metazoa; Chordata; Actinopteri; Kurtiformes; Apogonidae. Gene Ontology annotation, molecular function: protein binding. The record is from RefSeq and is a predicted model, not a curated record.
UCGUCCUCAUCCGACGCACACCGGCAGCCGGGCUCCUCUUUCCACGGCAGGCUUCGUCUGUGGCAGCAAGUUUCCCCCUCUCGACGCUCUCCUUUUUUGCUCUCAGACCCCCUGAACUUCCUCUUCGUGGGCCUGUCCAACAGAACCGCCGACCUUGACAGUGCGCAACGGGGAAGCAACUUUAGGAGAGUGUGUGCACCGUGGAUCUGGCGUUUCUCUUCAAAAGAAAGGAAUAGGAGGAAUUGUGUCCGUGGAAGGUUUGGAAAGCUUAAGUUUUAUGUUUUAAGGGGCAAAAAAAAAAAAAAAAAAAACUCGAAGAGAUCACAUCAAGCAAAGAAGCGUGGAUGAAAAGUAUCGCCGAGUAUGUGGUGCAGGUUCUUCCUUCACAGGUGCACAGACGUGGACUGUAAUUUGGACUGAACCUAACGGAUUCCCAUUCAUUUGGAGAACAAGAAAACAACUCAUUUCCACCCACAGCUCGUGGAAUUGGAGAGAAUUUACAACAGAGGCUCCGAUUUUAACCCAAUUCCCCCUUGGGGCUGCAGCGGCACCGUCCUCGGUUCUGCUUUGCGCACGCAGGUCCGCGCACUUUGCCCGGCUCGAGUGGCCGCAGGUCCCCCACCCCCCAAACCCUAAACACCCCCAGACUCGAAUAAACCGCACCAAGGACUGUCGCUGUAUCAUGUUUCGACCACACCGGGCACUUGUUGUCCAGUUCUCCCGGUUUGGGACCAUGUUGGAAGGCUCCUGGAGCGGAUCGAUGUGGCGCGCCACAUGGAUUUUAUUUUUCUCCACACUCAUCCACUCCACACCGGCUCAAGACGACGUGCCUCCCUACUUUAAGACAGAGCCGGUUCGCAGUCAGCUCCACCUGGAACGCAACAGGCUGGUGUUGACCUGCAUGGCCGAGGGGAGCUGGCCUUUGGAGUUCAAAUGGAUCCACAACACUACAGAACUGACCCGCUUUUCUCUGGAGUACAGGUACCUAAUCCCUUCUUUGGACCGCUCCCAUGCCGGCUUCUACCGCUGCAUCGUCAGGAAUCGUGUGGGAGCCCUUCUACAGAGGCGUACAGAAGUACAAGUGGCCUUUAUGGGCAGUUUUGAAGAGGGCGAACGGAUCCAGUCAGUCUCUCAGGGUGAGGGUGCGGUUAUCCCAGCGCCACGCAUUCGCAGCUUCCCGCAGCCACAAGUCACUUGGUUUCGAGAUGGCCGCAAGAUUCCACCCAGCAGUCGAAUUGCCAUCACUUUGGACAACACGCUGGUAAUCCUAUCCACGGUGGCUCCAGAUGCCGGACGCUACUAUGUUCAAGCCGUUAACGACAAGAACGGAGAGAACAAGACUAGCCAACCCAUCACAUUAUCUGUGGAAAAUGUGGGAGGUCCAGCAGACCCCAUCGCUCCCACUAUCAUCAUCCCCCCCAGGAACACCAGUGUGGUCACGGGUACCUCGGAGGUCACGAUGGAGUGUGUCGCUAAUGCUAGGCCUCUGAUCAAACUCAGUAUCUCAUGGCGUAAGAACGGCGUGUUGGUGAACAGCGGCUUGAGCGACUUCAACCGCAGACUGACCAUCCUCAGUCCCGUGGUGAGCGACGCCGGCUACUACGAGUGCGAGGCCAUUCUACGCAGCAGCAGCGUGCCUUCAGUCAGCGCCGGGGCGUAUCUGCACGUGCUCGAACCACCUCAGUUUGUGAAGGAACCAGAAAAACACAUCACAGCCGAGAUGGAGAAGGUGGUUGAUAUCCCCUGUCAGGCCAGAGGCGUUCCUCAGCCGGACAUCGUGUGGUACAAGGACGCGUUACCCAUCGACCCCGUGAAGACGCCCAGGUACAGGGUGUUGGUGGGCGGCAGCCUGCAGGUCAACGGCCUCCUGCCCGACGACACCGGAAUGUUCCAGUGCUUCGCCAGGAAUCUCGCCGGCGAAGUCCAGACCAACACGUAUCUGGCAGUUACCAGCAUUGCCCCAAAUAUCACGGCCGGACCCUCCGACAGCACCGUGAUCGACGGCAUGUCAGUCAUCCUGCACUGCGAGACCUCUGGCGCUCCAAGACCGGCGAUCACCUGGCAGAAAGGUGAGCGGGUGUUGGCCAGUGGUUCGGUCCAGCUGCCCAGGUUCACCCUGCUGGAGUCGGGCAGCCUGCUCAUCUCCCCCUCCCAUAUCUCAGAUGCAGGAACCUACACCUGCAUGGCCAGCAACUCCCGGGGCAUCGACGAGGCGUCUGCUGACCUCGUGGUGUGGGCUCGCACUAGGAUUACCACCCCACCGCAAGACCAAAGUGUCAUCAAAGGAACCAAGGCCAUCCUGACCUGUGGAGUCACACAUGACCCCAGCGUAACAGUCAGGCACGUCUGGGAAAAGGAAGGCACGAUGAUAAACGUUCAGUCCAUCCCUCGUAUGAGACUGGAUGCAGAUGGCACCCUUCACAUCUCCCAGACCUGGUCAGGUGACAUAGGCACGUACACCUGCAGAGUCACCUCCGUCGGCGGCAACGACUCCCGUAGUGCACACCUUCGAGUCAGGCAGCUGCCCCAUGCCCCGGAGAACCCAACCGCCAUACUGAGCACAUCUGAAAAAAGAGCCAUCGACCUGGCCUGGGCCAAGCCUUUCGACGGCAACAGCCCCCUCAUACGAUACAUCCUGGAGGUUUCUGAGAACAACGCUCCGUGGGCCAUCCUGCUGGCUAACAUCGAGCCAGAAUCCACAGCAGUGACGGUCAAUGGUUUGAUCCCAGCACGUUCCUAUCAGUUCCGCUUGUGUGCCGUUAAUGAUGUGGGGAAGGGACAAUUCAGCAAGGAGACAGACCGGGUCUCUCUCCCAGAGGAACCCCCCAGUGCUCCUGCUCAGAAUGUCAUCGCCAGCGGACGCACCAACCAGUCCAUCAUGAUCCAGUGGCAGCCUCCGCCUGAAAGCCAUCAGAAUGGCAUUCUCAGGGGAUACACCGUCCGGUACCGGCUCACGGGACUUCCUGUCGACUACCAAAUCAAGAACAUCACCAGCCCAGAUGUGACCAACCUCCUGCUGGAAGACCUCAUCAUCUGGACCAACUACGAGAUUGAAGUGGCCGCGUACAACGGGGCGGGGUUGGGUACUUUCAGCCAUAAGGUCACCGAGUGGACUCUACAGGGAGUGCCAACUAUCGCUCCUGGCAACGUCCAAGCCGAAGCAGUCAACUCGACGACUAUCCGUUUUACAUGGAUAGCCCCUAACCCUCAGUUCAUCAACGGCAUCAACCAGGGCUACAAGUUGCUGGCCUGGGAACGGGGGAAAGAUGAAGAAGUUACUAUGGUAACAGUGCGACCAAACUUCCAGGACAGCGUUCAUGUGGGAUAUGUGACAGGUCUGAAGAAGUUCACUGAGUAUUACACCUCUGUGCUGUGUUUCACUACUCCUGGAGACGGCCCCCGCAGCCCGCCCAGAGCAUUAAGGACACAUGAGGACACCCCUGGCGCCGUUGGACACCUUAGUUUCACGGAGAUCCUGGAUACUUCGCUCAAAGUCAGCUGGAGCGAACCCGGCGAGAAAAACGGAGUCCUCACCGGCUACCGCAUAUCGUGGGAGGAGUACAACAGGACCAACACCAGAGUUACCCACUACCUGCCCAACGUGACCUUAGAGUACAGGGUCACGGGGCUCACCGCUCUCACCACCUACACCAUCGAAGUGGCGGGUAUGACCUCCAAAGGUCAAGGCCAGCUGUCCUCGUCCACCAUCUCCUCAGGCGUCCCACCAGAGCUUCCUGGUCCUCCUACAAACAUAGCGAUCUCCAACAUCGGCCCACGCUCUGUCACCCUGCAGUUCAAGCCUGGAUACGACGGCAAGACUUCCAUUUCACGCUGGCAGGUGGAGGCCCAGGUGGGUGUGAUAGGAGAAAAUGACGACUGGGUGAUGGUCCACCAGGUGUCCAAUGAACCCGAGGCUCGAUCCUUAGAAGUACCGGGUCUGAACCCCUUCACCUUCUACAGGUUCCGUAUGCGGCAGGUGAAUAUAGUCGGUACCAGUCCUCCGAGCCAGCCCUCCAGAAAGAUCCAGACCCUGCCGGCUCCUCCGGACAUGGCCCCGGCAAACAUCACCCUGCGCACAGCCAGCGAAACCAGCCUCUGGUUACGAUGGAUGCCUUUACCAGAGUGGGAGUACAACGCAAAUCCAGAUCUGGUCGGGUACAGGGUACAGUACUCCCGUGCGGGUUCUCAGGGUCGGGCGCUGACCCACGUCAUCGCUGACCGUCUGGAGAGAGAGUUCACUAUCGAAGAUCUGGAGGAGUGGACGGAGUACGAGGUCCGAGUCCAGGCCAUCAACGGCAUCGGGACGGGACCGUGGAGUCAGCCGGUCCGAGGCAGGACCAGGGAAUCUGUCCCUUCCUGUGGACCCACCAACGUGUCUUCCUUCGCUACAACCUCCAGCAGCAUCCUGGUGCGCUGGUUUGAAGUCCCAGAACCGGACAGAAACGGACUCAUUCUAGGCUAUAAGGUCGCGUACAAAGAGAAGGACUCGGACAGUCCCGUCCACUUUUGGACAGUGGAGGGGAACGCCACCCACAGUGUACAGCUCACCGGUCUGGGGAAAUAUGUACUCUACGAGAUCCAAGUACUAGCGUUUACGCGGAUCGGAGAUGGACGGCCCAGUUCUCCGCCGAUCCUCGAGAGGACUUUGGAUGAUGUGCCGGGACCGCCAGUGGGUAUCCUGUUUCCGGAAGUGCGGACCACUUCAGUCCGGCUUAUAUGGCAGUCCCCAUCCCAGCCCAAUGGAAUUAUACUGGCCUACCAGAUCACAUACCACCUUAACUCCACCAAUAGCAACACCGCUACAGUGGACGUACUGAACCCCAGCGCUCGCCAGUACACGGUGACCAGCCUCAAGCCGGAGUCGGCCUACGUGUUCCGCAUCACGGCGCAGACGCGAAAAGGCUGGGGCGAGGCAGCCGAGGCGCUUGUGGUCACCACCGAGAAAAGAGCUCACCCCCAGCCCACCAGCCGUCCCACGGUGCCUCAGAAGGACGUCCAAGCCAGGCAGGUGUUGCUGUCGUGGGAGCCCGGCAGCGACGGCCUAUCGCCUGUGCGUUACUACACGGUGCAGCUCCGAGAACUUCCCGAAAGCAACUGGAGCGUCCAUUCGGCCUCCGUCAACCACGAGGCCACUUCAUACAUAGUAUCGAGGCUGAAGCCCUUCACAUCGUACCAGUUCAGAGUCAAAGCUACCAACGACAUCGGAGACAGCGAGUACAGCGAGGAAAGUGAAGCCAUCACAACUCUACAGGAUGCGCCUGACGAAGCACCCGCCAUUCUCUCCGUCACGCCGCACACAACAACUUCAGUGUUGAUCCGCUGGCAGCCUCCCGCUGAAGAAAAGAUAAAUGGAAUCCUCCUCGGCUUUCGGAUCAGAUACCGAGAGCUGCUGUACGACCGCCUCCGAACUUAUUCCAUUCGCAGCAUCACCGGUUCAUCUGCCUGGACUGACCUCACUGCCCCGUACAGCAUCAGAAACCUGAGUGACUCAACUAUGACUCAGUAUGAGCUGGACAAGCUAAGCAAACACAAGCGCUACGAGAUCCGAAUGAGUGUGUACAAUGCUGUGGGCGAGGGGCCAAACAGCCCACCACAAGAGGUGUUUGUGGGAGAGGCAGUUCCCACUGCACCGCCUCAAAACGUGGCCAUUCAGUCUGCAACUGCAACCCAGCUGGAUGUGACAUGGGACCCUCCCCCUGUGGACGCCCAGAACGGAGACAUUCAAGGCUAUAAGGUUUACUUUUGGGAGUUCCAGCGUAAGAAUGAGACGGAGAGACUGCGGACUCUAUUCAUGCCAGAAGGAGGGGUGAAACUGAAGAACCUCACCGGGUACACCACCUACAUGAUUAGCGUAGCCCCCUUCAAUGCUGCUGGGGAUGGACCUCGCAGCCCACCAACCAGAGGACGCACUCAACAAGCAGCUCCCAGUGCUCCCAGCUUCAUCCACUUCAGUGAACUGACCACCACCUCGGUUAACGUGUCCUGGGGCGAGCCCACCUUUCCCAACGGUAUAAUAGAGGGUUACCGUCUUAUCUACGAACCCUGCACGCCGGUGGACGAGUCUUCAGUGGCCUGUGCCGACUGUCUUCACUCCCCCUCCCCCCCAGGCGUCAGUAAGACAGUGACAGUGGACGUGAAGGGGAGCGGCCCACUCUGGUUGAAGAUCAAAGACCUGGCGGACGGAAUCACGUACAACUUCCGCAUCAGGGCCAAGACCUUCAUCUAUGGGCCCGAGGUGGAGGCCAACAUCACCACCGGUCCGGGAGAAGGAGCCCCGGGACCCCCUGGUGAGCCAUUUAUUACCCGACACGGUUCAGCCCUGACCAUCCAGUGGACCAGCGGAGACCCAGGACGCGCUCCCAUCACUCGCUAUGUCAUCGAGGCCAGACCGUCGGAUGAGGGAUUGUGGGAUAUUCUAAUCAAGGACAUCCCUAAGGAGGUGACAUCGCAUACAUUCAACAUGGAUAUACUGAAGCAGGGUGUCAGCUAUGACUUUCGGGUAAUUGGAGUGAACGAUUACGGCUACGGCUCUCCCAGUCUGCCUUCUCCGUCCAUAUCCGCCCAAAAAGUGCCACCGUUCUAUGAGGAGUGGUGGUUCCUGGUUGUGGUGGCUUUGGUCGGCCUCAUCUUCAUUCUGCUGCUGGUUUUUAUCCUCAUUAUUAGAGGACAGAGCAAGAAAUACGCCAAGAAAUCGGAAUCAGUGUCUCUGUACGUAUGUCCAGGUAACAACUCCAACUGCAACGCUCUGACCCACGGAGACAUGGUCAGCCUGGACGAGGGCCGCUUCCCCGCUCUGGAGCUCAACAACCGACGGCUGUCUGUCAAGAACUCGUUUUGUCGAAAGAACGGCGUCUACACCAGGUCUCCUCCCAGGCCCAGUCCAGGCAGUCUCCACUAUUCAGACGAGGACGUCAGCACAAAGUACAAUGAUUUAAUCCCAGCAGAGAGCAGCAGCCUGACUGAGAAGCCCUCAGAGAUCUCAGACUCACAGGAGGCGCUGGUGUUUUCAUAUGGGACAGGUGGCCUACAUACACUUCCACUGCAUUUGGGCAGCGACAGCGAAUACGAGGUGGACCCCAACCGGCAGAAGACCCACUCUUUCGUCAACCACUACAUAAGCGACCCCACUUACUAUAACUCCUGGCGCCGCCAACAGAAAGGCAUAUCCCGAGCACAGGCCUACAGCUACACCGAGUCCGAGUCGGGCGACCCGGAACACUGCGCCCCCCCGCCGCUGCCCCCCCUACCUCCGCUGCCGCCCCAGCUCAGUUCACCUAGCCCCCAGCCUCAGCAGGCCCAGGGUCAACCCCAGGGCCAGGGAAGCUUGUUCAGGCCCAAAGGCAGCCGGACUCCCACUCCUUCCCAGCAGAGCUCCAACCCUCCCAGCCAGCACAGCACCCUCUACAGGCCCCCCAGUAGCCUAGCCCCUGGUUCACGGGCCCCCAUCGCUGGUUUCUCCUCCUUUGUGUGAAAAACGCUGAAAAGGACUUAUAGAUUUCUGGAAAUACGUACCGAAAUUGGGUCAAAGGAGAACAUAACGUCAUAUAAGAAUCAAAUCAUCAACAUCUGAGUUUCUUAUCAUUAUUUUACUUUUUUCUUCUUUUUUUUUAUCUGGUUUGUUGCAGACGAACACUUUCAAGCACUAUGUGUGGAUGUAUGCCCGUGUAGACUUUGAUUUCUGCCAUCAGUUACCGAAAUAGCAACAUCUUUUCACUCUUUUAACUAUUUGCAUGGUGUUUUAUCAUCAUUCAUUUACUUCUUUUUUUUGCUUUUUUUUUUGUUGUUGAAUACAUUCAAAUCUCUCUGAUUCUGUACAAAGUCACAUGAAUCUUUGAAAACACAAGCAUAUAAAUAUAUAAAUAUAUACAGUAUAUAUAGUAGAUAUACAUAGAAGACAAAAUGAAGUCGGUGCAGUCUGAAUGCAUUGACCUGGACUGAAACAACCGUGACGGAGCCAUAUUGUGAAGCAGAACGGACAUGUUUGUUUGGACUGAAAUAUGAACACUAUGUAAAAAAAAAAAAAAAAAAAAAAAAAACCAUUUAAAAAAAAAAAAAAAAAAAGGAAGCGGAAACAUGGGUGUGGAAUUCAUGCCAAAUCGAAUACUUUGAAACAUCUUGGCCUGGGGAAACUCUUCAGCGGACAAUGGAGAAAUAAUCACGUGUUUCCGUGGAAACAGCUCUACGGCCAAGAACUUACAAAUGAAUCUAGAAGUCUGACGGUAAAAUGGCCGAAGCAGGUCAUGUGUCAGUGACUGUGCUGUGCCUGAAGGAUCCUACGGAUAUAUGAAACGAGUGUAUAUCUGUUCAAGUGAAAGUGUUUGAAGUCUUUUUGUGGGUGUGUUACAGUGGAUCAAAGAUGCCUUGAUAGAGUAACACUUAUUUAUGAUAUUCGGCACCAAUUUUGACUGGACUGCUGACGGUGUCUUUGACAGUGGCAUCCUUAACGGCUGGCCUCACGCUACGAGAGCCUUCUUUUAAUCUUGACAGAGGUAGGCUGUGAAUUAAUUUGCAUACACAACCCAUCAAAAAUGCUUUUUUUUUUUUCACCCCCUUCGCUGUGUCGCACACAUUUCACAGUGUCAUUUCUGCUGAAAUGUUUUUGAAAUCCAGCCUAGGACUGUCAAAACGUGCUCUUUCUGGAGCGGCGAGACGGCUACUCGUUCCGCUCAAAUGUUAACAGUGUGAUUUUAAUAAGAAACAAAGUGGAUUUUUUUUUUUUCUCUUUCCUGUUUCCUUUUCCUGCUGAUAUAACCGUUCGCUCACUGAUCACAAAGCAGCACUGAGUCUGCACUCUGCACCGAGAGAUGAUGUCAUCCAAAUGCCUCACCUCUUUUUCGUGUAAUCAAUCAUUCUGUACUAUUCAGGUGUGACUGUACCGUCUCAAAUGUGUGUGCGUACGUACAUGAGGAUGUGUCAUGAUUACACUUCUUGUGGUAAGCUUUACAGAUCAUUCACUGUGUGUCUGGUUUUCAAAAAAAAAAAAAGAAAAAAGAAAAAAAAAAGAAAAAAAAAAAAAAAAGGUUGUCCUGCAGUAAACUGUAAAACCUGCCUGGAGUUCCGCAGAGGUUCGGCACCGUCCCACCGCCUGUCAGGCACACUCAUAAUUGCUAUAGUGAAGACUCAGUGGUGUGUUCCUAGACUUCAUAGCUCAAAAAGAAAACAAAAAAAAAAAAAAAAAGGAAAACGAUCAUCUCUUUUUUUUCUCUCUCUCUCUCUGUGGGGUGAUUUCAUUGUACGCAACAAAAGCUUAUCAUGCUGAAUCUGAAUGAGUAUAUGAACACCGUACAUUUCUGAAAUAAAUUAUUUUUCAAUGUUA